Molecule: messenger RNA, 1518 nt
Organism: Aspergillus melleus
Lineage: Eukaryota; Fungi; Ascomycota; Eurotiomycetes; Eurotiales; Aspergillaceae
Gene: ESA1
Product: NuA4 histone acetyltransferase complex catalytic subunit ESA1
Exons: 6
Coding region: 1-1518 (505 amino acids)
Biological process (GO): regulation of DNA-templated transcription
Molecular function (GO): histone acetyltransferase activity
Source: RefSeq, a predicted model, not a curated record
AUGGGUGUCAGAGAUUCCCAUGGCGAGGCCACGGGGACUCCCGACCCCGUCGAGAAGGGCUUCGCCACCCUGAACACCAUUCGGAUCGGUGUGAAGGCCAUGGUGCAGAAGGACGGAGAAUUGAGGAAAGCCGAGAUUCUAUCCAUUAGGCAGCGAAAGGAUGGCCCGAGUUUCUAUGUUCAUUAUGUCGAUUUCAACAAACGUCUCGAUGAAUGGGUUGAUUCCGGAAGGCUCGAUCUAUCCCAGGAGGUUGAGUGGCCACAGCCCGAGAAACCGGAGAAGAAGAAAACCGGUCCCGGGCAGAAGGCGCCCAGCAAGAAUACGCAGAAGCGCCCCAGAGCAGGGAGCCGAGAGGUAUCGGCAACGCCAGAUCUUCUGACGGGCAAAAACGCCAAUGUCGGUAAGGCUCCGCGGCCGUCGAAGGCCGGUGGGAAGGAGAACCGCGGCGAGGACACGCCGUUGAACAUGUCCAUCUUGGGCUCUGAGGCCGUCUCGGCUGAUGGGACGCCGAAGGGCGAAUCCGACGACGUCGACAUGAUCGAUGUCGGGUUCUCCGAUCUGAAAGAGGAGCAGGGCAAGAUGUCCCGGGAGGAGGAAAUCGAACGGUUGCGGACCAGCGGUAGUAUGACCCAGAAUCCGACGGAGAUUCAUCGCGUUCGAAACUUGAAUCGCCUGCAGAUGGGCAAGUUCGACAUCGAGCCCUGGUACUUCUCUCCGUAUCCUGCCGAAUACUCCGACGUGGACAUGGUCUACAUCGAUGAGUUCUGUCUCAGCUACUUCGACAACAAGCGUGCGUUCGAGCGCCACCGCGCCAAAUGCACACUCGUGCACCCUCCCGGCAACGAAAUCUACCGCGACGACAACAUCUCCUUCUUCGAAGUUGACGGCCGUCGCCAGCGUACCUGGUGUCGCAACCUAUGUCUGCUGAGCAAACUCUUCCUCGAUCACAAGACGCUUUAUUACGACGUCGACCCCUUCCUGUUCUACUGCAUGUGCACCCGCGACGAAACCGGCUGCCACCUGGUCGGAUACUUCUCCAAGGAAAAGGAUUCCGCUGAAGGCUACAACCUCGCGUGUAUUCUGACCCUUCCUCAAUACCAACGUCGUGGCUUCGGUCGCCUUCUCAUCGCCUUCAGCUACGAGCUCAGCAAGCGCGAAGGCAAACUCGGCUCGCCCGAAAAACCGCUCAGUGAUCUGGGUCUUCUGGGAUACCGCCAAUACUGGCGGGAAACGCUGGUCGAAUUACUCAUCGAGCCGGGCCGCGAGUCGAUCAGUGAAAACGAGCUCGCGGUGCUGACCUCCAUGACGGAGAAAGACGUCCAUGAAACUCUGGUUGUUUUCAACAUGCUCCGAUAUCACAAAGCAAAUUGGGUCAUUGUCCUCACCGACAACGUCGUCGAAGAGCACAAGAAGCGUCUCGAAAAGGAAAAGAUCAAAGGAUCCCGCAAGAUCGACCCGACGCGUCUGCAAUGGAAACCGCCUGUCUUUACCGCGUCCAGCCGAACCUGGAACUGGUGA